UACAGUGGCAAACUCGUUGGUUCAGUUGUUCGGGGUCUUCACCGGCCUGUUGUCUGCCUCCGGAAACAAUUCUAGCUAGACGCAGAAAGCCGCGGUCUCCGGUUGCGAUAGAAAAUUCCGUGAAUCUCGCUCGCGACUUUGUGUGCUGUGCUGUGCUGCAGUUGAACUUGUUUUAUUUUUGCUAGCGCAUCUUUGUCGAGUUCGAGUUGUUGUUUCGCGUUUGACCGUUGAACAUGUAGUACGAGGUUCUAGUCUUCUUUUCGUCUUCCUGCGGGAUCCUGUUCUGGUUCGUCCAGAGCCUUAGGUGUACUCCGGUGAGGGUCGGCUGUGUGUUGUGUGAGGAAGUGAGUAGUGCGCCCGAGAUUUACCUACAUGAAAAUUGAAGCUAGCCGAACCAAAUUGCAGAACUUGAGAAGGCCAUUCGAUUACCUCGUAGCCUACUUUGCAGUUUCCUUCGAUGAUGAAAUCCAAAUUUGUUUUUCUCCUUGUCUGCAGUAUGUUUGAAUGAUUUUGGGUGUAUUCUCGGAUUCAUAGAACUAGACCGUAAUUAGCUCCGUGUUUUCCAGUUACCCUAAACGAGCAGUGUGUUUUACCUUUCAGCUGAAAAUUAGGUCAGGAAAAACUAAACUAGUGAGCGGUAAACGCCGAAUGCCGGUGGAAAACUUGCGCUCAUACAGAGUGUUGUAAUAGCAGUUCCCACGGGGGGCGCUACCGGUUUGUUCGGUGAACUCGCAACUGAAGACACAAUCCGUGGCCGUUAGACCGCGCAGAGGAGAGCAUAGGUGUGUAGUGAAAGGAGAAAAAACCAGUGCGGUGCCGGUGUCAAUUGGUUGCCUGUUUGGAUUAGGGUCUCCUUUGACUUAAUUCCAGAGGCUACGACGAUACGGUGGGUGCAGCUGCUUUGGUUGCGGAGAACCGUGUCUACUUUCCUGAACGAGUGUUGCAACACAAUACGGAUUGAAGCAACUCGCCAAAAUUACACACCAACAUGGAGCGAGGACUUCAUGAUCGAGACCGAGUAGGACUUCAGGAUCAAGUCCUACUCGAAAAUUACCAGAGCGAGGAUGCCUUCAUCGAUAAUCUGAAGAAACGCUUCCAGGAAAAUUUAAUUUAUACCUACAUUGGCCACGUUUUAAUAUCCGUCAAUCCGUACAAGGAGUUGCCCAUCUACACGGAGGAUGAUGUUAAGGAGUACCGGAAGCGACACUUUUUCGAAGCCCCCCCGCAUGUGUUCGCGCUGAGUGACAACGCGUACCGUUCACUGACCGAGGAAAACCGAGGCCAGUGCAUCCUCAUCUCAGGCGAGAGCGGUUCGGGCAAGACGGAAGCGUCCAAGAAGGUUCUGCAGUUCAUUGCCGCCGCCACCGGUCACACCAAUCGAGUCGAAGGCGUCAAGGACAAGUUACUGCAGAGCAAUCCAGUGCUGGAGGCUUUCGGUAAUGCCAAGACCAACCGGAAUGACAAUUCCUCUCGUUUCGGGAAGUACAUGGAUGUGCAGUUCGAUUACGCUGGGGCGCCCGAGGGUGGUAACAUUUUGAACUACCUGCUGGAGAAGAGUAGGGUGGUUCAUCAGAGCGCCGGUGAGCGUAAUUUCCACAUCUUUUAUCAACUGUUGGCCGGAGCGGAUGAUAAAUUGUUGCAGGACUUGCAUCUGAAAAGAAACUUGGAUACGUACUACUAUUUGACGGAUGGGGCAAACGGAAAUGAUUCCAACAUCGAGGACUCCGAUCAUUUCCGGCAGGUACAAAAGGCUAUGACCGUGAUCGAGAUUCCGAAUGAGGAGCAAAGACUUAUACUGGAAAUUGUGGCCAGUGUUUUGCACAUGGGUAACGUGGGUUUCACCGAGGAAGAAGGAAAAGCCAAGAUUUUGAAACCCGAAUCCGUAACUGCUAUCGCCAAGCUUCUCGGUUGUGAAGUGGAACAGUUGCGAAAUGCAUUCACCAAUCGAACGAUUGAAGCGAGGGACGACAUCGUGACGAGUCCACUCAAUCGAGACAUGGCCAUCUACGCUCGGGACGCUUUGGCUAAAGCGGUCUAUGAUCGACUUUUCUCCUGGCUGGUGUCUCGACUCAACACUUCACUGCACUCGGAAUACAUUGUCAAGAAGAACAGUGUGAUGGGCAUUCUGGACAUUUACGGGUUUGAAAUUUUCAAAAAGAAUAGCUUCGAACAGUUCUGCAUCAAUUUCUGCAACGAAAAACUGCAACAAUUGUUUAUUGAGUUGACCCUGAAGCAGGAACAGGAGGAAUACCUGAAGGAAGGCAUUGAGUGGGAACCGGUUGAAUACUUUGACAACAAAGUUAUUUGUAAUCUGAUAGAGGAAAAGCACAAGGGCAUAAUUGCACUCAUGGAUGAAGAAUGCCUUCGCCCGGGAGAUCCGACGGAUAUGAGCUUUUUGGUGAAAAUGAACAACAAUUUGGGUGAUCAUGCUCACUACAUUUGCCAUAGCAGGGCGUCUACUACCGUCCAGAAGACGCUUGGUCGCGACGAAUUCCGGCUGGUUCACUAUGCCGGCGAUGUAACAUACAAUGUGCAUGGAUUUUUGGACAAAAACAACGAUUUACUUUUUAGAGACUUGAAGGAAGCAAUGUCUGGUUGUAAGAACAACAUCAUCGAGACUUGUUUCCCAUCUUCGGAAAUUUCGAACAAGAAGAGACCCGAUACGGCUGUGACACAAUUCAAGAAUUCUUUGAACAAUUUAAUGGACAUUCUUAUGUGCAAAGAGCCAUCCUACAUUCGAUGCAUCAAGCCGAACGAUUAUCAAACUCACGGUCAGUUCGAUGUCGAGUUGAUUCGUCAUCAAGUGAAGUACCUUGGACUGAUGGAGAAUCUGAGGGUCCGUCGAGCUGGGUUCGCUUACCGGCGAACCUACGAACUGUUCCUGCAACGGUACAAAUGUCUUAGCAAGCAAACCUGGCCACAUUACCACGGCCCAGCGAAGGAGGGCGUCCAGAUAUUGGCAUGUGAGCUAGGAUUUGACCGUGACGACUACCGAAUGGGGCAAACAAAAAUUUUCAUUCGCCUUCCGAAAACUCUCUUCGAAACCGAAGAUGCAUUCCAGGCGAAGAAACACUAUCUGGCAGCUAUCAUUCAGGCCCGCUGGAAGGGUCGCCGUCAACGGAAGAUUUAUCUGGCGACCUACGCCAAGAUUAUUGUCUGUCAAAAGUACAUUCGCCGGUUUCUGGCGAUUCAGGAGCGCAAGCGUCGCCGACUCGCAGCCGAUAAAAUACGAUUCUUCAUCAAGGGAUUCAUCACUCGGCAUGAUGAACCUAACGAGUGCAAUAAAUCGUUCAUCGAGCAUACCAAGCGGCACUGGUUGAUAAAGCUGUCCAAGCAGCUGCCCACUUCCUUUAUGAACCACACCUGGAUACCGGCACCUAAGCACUGCCAGGAUGCGUCCACCAUCUUGCGGCGGUUCCAUAAGCUACAUCUGGCACGAGUGUAUCGACUGAGUUUGUCACCGGAGAAAAAGAAACAGUUCGAGCUGAAAGUGCUUUCGCAAGCCGUGUUCAAGGGCAAGAAAAAUAACUACCCGGAAAGUGUUGGGCCUUGGUUCGUAGAUGAUCGGAUAUCCAAGAUGCAUGCAACACCGAUCAGCAACUUUGUGGUGACGCAGAUGGGCAGUGAAAAGUUGCAUUAUUCCACCCCGGUAAUCAAAUACGACCGGCACGGAUACAAACCCCGCGAGCGAUUCUUCCUGCUGUCGGACAAAGCCGUGUACCUGCUGGACGGUAAGACUUACAAGCAGAAGCACCGGCUUCCGCUGGACAAGAUAGACUUUUGUAUUACAAGCGAACGGGACGGGAUCAUGCUCAUCCGAAUUCCUCUGGAACUGAAGAAAGACAAGGGCGAUCUGAUUCUGGACGUGCCAGACAUUAUCGAGUGUUGCAUCUGGAUCCUGGAUGUGGCCGGUAAUCGCAACACCGUAAACAUCGUCGAGACGGGAUCGCUUUCGCACAAUCUAGUCAGGGGCAAGAAAGGUUUGAUUGAAAUCCAGACGGGACCGCAGCCCAGCAUUACCAAGGCAAAAAGCGGAAAUCUAUUGGUUAUUGCUGGCCAGUAACCGCCCCGCUGGUUGAAGACAAGUUGCAAUUGAUCAACAACAACAACGAAGCGAUCAGUCGCUGUGACCCAACCGGGGAGAACACACAAUCCGAGUGUACUUAGACACUAAAUUACCCGUUAUAAGCUACAUGGUUUCCAAUCUAUAACUCUUUCGUUUUGUACGCGCAUAGCGACGACAUUGAAGAAAAUGGUUCAAAGCACACAAAUUUAAUGUUAAAAUUGUGGCCUUCUAGUAGCUACCAAGUGCCAUUAGGUGAUAGAAGCUGUAAUACAACUUUAUUUUCAAACUAUCUACAAAAUUUGCUAGAGUAACGACAUUUUAAUGUAUUUUUUAAAAACAAAAAGCAAAGCUUACCAAUAAAUAUGCACCCUUAUACACACAAAAAAACUAUAAGAUAGCCAGUACAUUUUAGUUUUUAAUCUCCGUUAAAAAACAAAACAAAUAUUCAUCGCAUAUUAUUUACUUUACGCGCAAUGCGCAACACGCAAAGCUUGUUAGUUGCAGCAUCGCAGCACAUAAUAGUGAAAAGAAACCAGACAAUAAAGCAGUGUCCCCUCGUUGAUCUUGAACCCUUUUUGUUCCGAGAGAUUCAAGCCUCCGCGCCACGUGAUUUGCCUGCCACAGAGGGCCAUAGUAAAAUUUAAACUCGGGAACAGCGCGCACGAGUCAAACAAUGAUACAUUGCAACCCGAGGCUACGAGUAGCGCGUCCUGUAGCGGAAAUCGAUAUUUUCAAUAUCUAUAAAUUUCACCCAAAAGCGAAAAAACCCGGUUAGAAUAACCCUCGUAACACUAUAACCUAAACAAAAGCCUAAAGCACCAAGGGAUACAGCAGCUAGGUGGAAACAAAAAAAAAUAAACCAAGAUCCGAAGGGGACACUUUUGCCUUCUCGCGGGAUAUUCAAUCGCAGGCAGGAACGGUUACGGUCCAUAACAACCAUUAAUUAUUAUGUUUUUUCCACUGCUUUUUUACGACAUUUCUAUCGAACACAACAACCUCGUUUGGCUGUAUGUGACACAUUCGCAAAUAAUUACGCGAGCUGCCUUCUGACGCAAGCAUUCAUCCAUCGGUUAGACUUUUUUGGUAAUUUGACACAACAACAAAAUAACGAAUAAAAUAAGUAAAUGCAUUUUUGUGACCAUGGUUUUGAUCACUCGCACCUUUCUUUUACAUUUUAGAUAAAACGCUCUGCUGUGUAAAGAAUAGAACGAAAUUGUAAAUAAAAUAUAGUUACUUGCAAA
This is a messenger RNA of Wyeomyia smithii (pitcher-plant mosquito), 5307 nucleotides long. RefSeq names its product unconventional myosin IC (gene Myo61F). Gene Ontology annotation, cellular component: cytoplasm; plasma membrane; microvillus. NCBI's taxonomy places the organism in Eukaryota, Metazoa, Arthropoda, Insecta, Diptera, Culicidae. The coding region runs from base 989 to 4063 and encodes 1024 amino acids. Gene Ontology annotation, molecular function: actin filament binding; microfilament motor activity; ATP binding. The transcript has 10 exons. The record is from RefSeq and is a predicted model, not a curated record. Gene Ontology annotation, biological process: actin filament organization; vesicle transport along actin filament.